UGCUGUCUUAUGAACUCAUGCCGCGCAUCAGCUGCUUGUAGUCCGCACUGUUUCCGUGGAGCUGACGGCAAUCUGCUCACGCUACAGGACCCUGUGAAGGAUGACAGUUUCCACCCAUUUCAUCAUCAUCUUGGAAAUCAAGGUGAGGUGCCUUUAAACUCUGGACCAAACCAACAGUGCUGAAAAUGAAGAUCUGUGUUGCUUUUAUUGUAGUAGCUGUUCUUCACAUCGCUCAGGCUGUUUGUCCAGAUAAGUUGCCUGGUCUACAACCCUGGACUCCUGGACACAAUGAAGCCCACAGAGUCACCAUCGGUUACGGCCGCAAAGUCGUCCUCACCGCAUCCGCGACUGUCCAUUCCAUCGAGAUCCUCAACGGAGGGAAGCUUGUGAUCGCUGAUUCCAGUCGACCCAUUUUUCUGCGGGCUAAGCACAUCCUCAUCGGGAACAAGGGUGAACUUCACAUUGGCAGUCCAGAAUGCCGUUACAAAGGCAACCUCACAAUCUCUCUCUUUGGCAGGUAUGAAUACAGGCUUUGA
Molecule: messenger RNA, 536 nt
Organism: Sinocyclocheilus rhinocerous
Lineage: Eukaryota; Metazoa; Chordata; Actinopteri; Cypriniformes; Cyprinidae
Product: cell migration-inducing and hyaluronan-binding protein-like
Exons: 5
Coding region: 186-536 (116 amino acids)
Source: RefSeq, a predicted model, not a curated record